GCUUUUAUUAAUCAUAAUACGAUCCCACGUACGUAAUUUGAGGUGGGAUUUUUGCUCUCUGUGGUUUUUGAACAAUGGCAAAAGUUGUGGGCGUAUCAGAGAUCAAAAGCACCGCCGAGUUGGUGCAAGAUGCAAGCAGUGUCUUCUUGGAGAAGUUUGGAAGCAAGCCGAGCUUUGCAGCUUGUGGUCCGGGGAGAGUGAACCUGAUUGGAGAGCACACCGAUUACAAUGAUGGAUUUGUUUUCCCGAUGGCUUUGCCCCAGGUAACCGUCAUUGUUGGUACUAAGACAAACACUGGACUAUGUCGAAUCACAACGACUGCCGAGAACGCUGAUGAACCAAGAAGUAUUGAAUUCCAUCUUCCAUCAGCAGACAAAGCUCUCCAGCCCGGACUGCCGGCCUGGGCCAACUAUGUCAAGGGGGUGGUGCAGUUUUACAAAGGUACUCUGUCCUCGUUUGAUGCAGUUAUCGUCUCGUCUGUUCCCCUUGGGGGAGGCGUAUCAAGCUCCGCCUCUCUAGAGGUUGCUACUCAUACCUUCCUUGAGGCCCUCGACCCUAACGGACCUACGGCCGAUCUCAGAGCCAAAGCGCUGACCUGUCAGAAGGCAGAGCAUGAAUUUGCCAAGAUGCCGUGCGGCAUUAUGGACCAGUUCAUUUCGGUGAUGGGGAAGGAGGGGCAUGCCUUGCUGAUUGACUGCCGAUCCAUGGACGCUAAGUUGGUACCCCUCGCAGACCCUCAGCUCGUCGUGCUGGUCACCAACUCCAAUGUCAGACACGAGUUGACUGGGAGUGAAUACCCGACGCGACGACGACAAUGUCAAGAAGCGGCUGCUGCUUUGAGCAAGAAGAGCCUCCGAGAUGCAACGAUGGAAGAUUUAUGUGCCAGUGAGAGUAGCAUGGACAGAGAAGUUUACUGCAGAGCGAGGCAUGUCAUUGGUGAGAUAAGCCGCACCACUGAGGCUGCAGAAGCUCUACAGAAGGAAGACUAUGCCACCUUCGGUCGUCUAAUGGUUGAAAGCCACAACUCUUUACGUGAUGACUACGAAGUGAGCUGUCCUGAGCUGGACCAGCUAGUGGAGGCAGCCAUGGCAGUAGACGGUGUAUACGGAUCACGGAUGACUGGUGGUGGGUUUGGUGGAUGUACGGUCACUCUGCUAAAGAAAGACGCUGUUGGGAGAGCAGUGGAAUACAUCAAGGGUAACUACUUGGGUAAGCCAACAUUCUAUGUGACCGCUCCAUCUAAAGGUGCUCAGAUACUUUCUGUUUAAUAAAGUAAUCUCUCCGUUCCAGGUUUUUUUUGUAACAUUAAACAUAAAUUGAAGACUAAUUGUUUAUAAAGACUGUAAAACUAUUUUUUCAAAUUGAUUGUUAGUGGAAAGGAUCAACACUGAAAAUUAAUUUUAAAUUGAUGAGGAGGUCGGAGCCAGAGCCUAAGCCGAGGUUUUGAAAAAGGCACAGAUCAACCAAUAGGAGACUUUCCAACGCUAGGCGGCAGCAGACAUACCGGGUAAAUUUCCAUUGUUUACGUAGUUCUGAA
This is a messenger RNA of Asterias rubens (European starfish), 1537 nucleotides long. RefSeq names its product galactokinase-like. Bases 75 to 1268 code for a protein of 397 amino acids. NCBI's taxonomy places the organism in Eukaryota, Metazoa, Echinodermata, Asteroidea, Forcipulatida, Asteriidae. Gene Ontology annotation, cellular component: cytoplasm; cytosol. The record is from RefSeq and is a predicted model, not a curated record. Gene Ontology annotation, molecular function: galactokinase activity; ATP binding. Gene Ontology annotation, biological process: galactose metabolic process; carbohydrate phosphorylation. The transcript is spliced from 7 exons.